GCGGGCGUCGGGAGCGGCCCCGUGCGCGCUCCCGCUCCCGCCAUGGCCGCGGCCGCGCUCCCGGUGCUGCUCCCGGUGCUGCUGGGAGCGAGCGGAGCCUUGAACCUGGAGGCGGCGGCACCGGAGGAGCUGCGGGGGCAGCGCGGGGACAUGUUCGGGUUCGCGCUCGAGUUCUACAGACCCGGGGGGGGCAGUGUGAGCAUCCUGGUGGGAGCCCCCAAGGCCAACACGAGUCAGCCCAACGUGACCCAGGGGGGGGCCGUUUACCACUGCCCGUGGCCCCCCCGCACCGGCUGCACCCCCAUUGACUUCGACCACAUCGGGACCCGCACCCAUGACCUGGGGGGUAACGGCAGCUCCGGACCCCUGGAGUUCAAAUCCCUGCAGUGGUUUGGGGCCACCGUGAGGGCUCACAACGGAUCCAUCCUGGCCUGUGCCCCCCUGUACAGCUGGAGCCCCCCCAAGGAGGAGGGGGGGGGCCGGGAGCCUGUGGGCUCCUGCUUCCUGUCCAUCGGCAACUUCUCCAAGUUCGUGGAGUACGCGCCCUGCCGCUCAGACCUGAACUCAGCGGCCGGGCAGGGCUAUUGCCAGGGGGGCUUCAGCGCUGAGUUCACCCAGACAGGACGGGUGCUGCUGGGGGGGCCUGGAAGCUUCUUCUGGCAAGGUCAGGUGAUCUCGGCCACCCAGGAGCAGAUCUCAGGCUCCUCCUACCCCGGGUACCUCAUCCAGGAGGUUCUGGGGCAGCUGCAGACCCGGCAGGCGGCUCCUACCCACGAUGACAGCUACAUGGGUUACUCAGUGGCAGUCGGUGAGUUCAGUGGGGACACGAUCCAAGACUUCGUGGCAGGGGUCCCCAAGGGCAACCUCACCUACGGCUACGUCACCAUCCUCAAUGGCACCAACAUGAGGUCCCUGUACAACUUCUCGGGGGAGCAGAUGGCAGCGUACUUCGGCUAUGCUGUGGCGGUCACGGAUGUGAACAAUGAUGGGCGCAGUGACCUGCUGGUGGGGGCGCCGCUGUUCAUGUCCCGCUCGGGCGGGGGGCGCGCGCAGGAGGUGGGGCGCGUGUACGUGUACGUGCAGCGGGGGGGGGGCGCCAUGGCCGCCGCCCCCUCACAGACCCUCACCGGGGAGCACGAGUUCGGCCGCUUCGGAAGCGCCAUUGCUGCCCUGGGGGACCUGGACCUGGACGGGUUCAAUGACGUGGCUGUGGGGGCUCCGCUGGGCGCCGAGGGCCGGCGCGGCCUGGUCCAUGUGUACCGCGGGGGGGAGCGCGGGCUGAGCGCGCGGCCCUGCCAGGUGCUGCGCGGCCGCUGGAGCCCCCCCCCCCAACCGGACUUCUUUGGAGCCGCCCUGCGGGGGGGGCACGACCUGGACGGCAACGGGCACCCGGACCUCCUGGUUGGCGCCUUCGGGGUGGACACGGUCGUGGUGUUCAGGGCCCGCCCCAUUGUCCACGCCAGUGCCAUGCUCAGCAUUGCCCCCACUAUGGUGAACCCUGAGGAGCGUGGCUGCGUCCUGGAGAGCGGUGGUCAUGUGGCCUGCAUCAACAUCAGCUUCUGCCUCAACGCCUCCGGGCUGCACCUCCCUGCCUCCAUUGCGUUCUCCGUGGAGCUCAGCGUGGACACGGCCAAGGGGGGGGGCUCCCGGCGGGCGCUGCUGCUGCGGGGGGGGGUCCCCACACGCAGCCUCCCCCUGCCCGUGCCCAACGGUGGUGGAGCCCGAUGCCAGAGCGUGGCUGCGUUCCUGAGGAACGAGUCGGAAUUCCGGGACAAGCUCUCUCCCAUUGCUGUGGGGCUCAGCUUUGCCCUGGACCCACGGGCACCCCCUGAUGCCCGUGGGCUGCACCCAGUGCUGGCAGCACAGACACACACCCACCUGGAGGCAAAGGCUCACAUCCAGCUGGACUGUGGUGAGGACAAUGUGUGUGUGCCCGACCUGCAGCUGGAGGCCUUUGCAGACCGCCGUGCCGUGUACCUGGGGGACCGGAACAGCCUGAACCUCACAUUCCAUGCCCGGAACCGGCGAGGGGGGGGCCUACGAGGCCGAGCUCCACGUGCGGCCCCCCCCGCACGCCCAGUACGGGGGUGCUGCACCCACAUGGGAACUUCUCUGCCCUCAGCUGUGAGCUGGGGGGGCAACGGCUCCGAUUCCCUCAUCUGUGACCUGGGCAACCCCAUGAAGGCCGGGGCCAGUAUCUGGGGGGGGCUGCGCUUCACCAUCCCCCACCUGAAUGACAGCAGCAAAAGCAUCCGCUUCGAGCUGCAGAUCCGCAGCAAGAACGCCAACAACUCCCAGAGCGCGGUGCUGUGGGUGCCACUGGAGGUGCGGGCGGCCACACGGAUCUCAGCCUUUGGGGUCUCCCGUCCUGACGUUGUCACCAUCCCCGAGGGGGGGUGGCCUCCGGAGCGCCCCCCCCAGCGCCUGCAGGACCUGGGGCCGCCCGUGGAGCACGUCUAUGAGGUGGUCAACGAGGGCCCCAGCGCCAUCAGCCUGGGCUCCCUGGAGCUCCGCUGCCCCCUGCGCUACCGGGGGCUGCCCCUGCUCUACAUCAUCGGGCACUCGGGGCCCCCCAACUGCUCCAGCAGCCACCCCAUGGACAGCCUGGGCCUGGCGGAGCAGGAGCAGGGCUCAGACCCUCACGUGCUGCAGCGCCGGGACACGGGGGGCAAUGGGGACAUGGGCAGGAGGGACCCCCCCGUGCUGCCCCACACCCUGGGCUGCCCCGAGGCCGAGUGCUUCCGGCUGAGCUGCCCCAUGGGGGCGCUGGAGCGGCAGCAACGCGUGAGCCUCAGCCUGCGCAUGCGCCUGCGCGGAGCCCCCCCGCGGCAGCGGGCACAGGCGCUGCGCUGCGAGGCCGAGUACCGGGUGCUGCGGCUGCCGUACCGGAUCCAGCCCCAGAGCUACCCCAGCCAGCGCCUGCAGGUGGUGACAGGGCUGCAGUGGGUGCGUGCUGAGGGCUCAGCUGCGGUGCCGCUCUGGGUGGUGGUGGUGUCAGUGCUCCUGGGGCUGCUGCUCCUUGCCCUGCUCUGCUAUGGCCUCUACAAGCUGGGGUUCUUCAAGCGCUCCGGUCCCUAUGGCACAGCCAUGGAGAAGGCACAGCUGAAGCCACAGGCAGCCUCCGAGGCCUGAGGGGGCCCCGGUACCCCCGGAGCACACACACGGGGGGGGGCAGUGGGGUCACCCCAGUGCGGGGUCACCCAGUCCUGGUGCCGGCACCCUCGCGCUGUGUCACCCUAUAGGGGGGUCACCCAUUGGUGGGGUCAACCGGUUGUGGUGUCAGCCCAGCAUGGUGUCACCUGGUUGAGGGGUCACCCUAUAGGGGGGUCACCCAAUAGUGGUGUCACCCCAUUGCAGUGUCACCCUAUAGGGGGGUCACCCACUGGUGGUGUCAACCGGUUGUGGUGUCACCCCAUUGCAGUGUCACCCAAUAGCGCUGUCACCCCCCUCAUGGUGUCACCCCACUGCAAUGUCACCCAGUGGUGCUGUCACCCUCUCACAGUGUCACGGUUGCAGUGUCACCCCCAUUGCAGUGUUACUCCCCUUGUGGUGUCACCCUAUGCCGGUGUCACCCAUUGUGACGUCACCCAUCGUGACGUCACCCAUCGUGACGUCACC
Melopsittacus undulatus (budgerigar) is the source of this 3618-nucleotide messenger RNA. It is a transcript of the gene ITGA5, whose product is annotated as integrin subunit alpha 5. Gene Ontology annotation, biological process: angiogenesis; cell-matrix adhesion; integrin-mediated signaling pathway. Gene Ontology annotation, molecular function: integrin binding. The record is from RefSeq and is a predicted model, not a curated record. Lineage: Eukaryota; Metazoa; Chordata; Aves; Psittaciformes; Psittaculidae. Gene Ontology annotation, cellular component: external side of plasma membrane; integrin complex.